Molecule: messenger RNA, 2836 nt
Organism: Vigna angularis (adzuki bean)
Lineage: Eukaryota; Viridiplantae; Streptophyta; Magnoliopsida; Fabales; Fabaceae
Product: probable inactive leucine-rich repeat receptor-like protein kinase At3g03770
Exons: 8
Coding region: 356-2635 (759 amino acids)
Biological process (GO): protein phosphorylation
Molecular function (GO): protein kinase activity; receptor serine/threonine kinase binding; ATP binding
Source: RefSeq, a predicted model, not a curated record
CCAAGAAGUCCUCAAAUUUCACCAAUAUCCCUUUUUUGUAAAGAGUUGAAUUAGAAACCAUAAAAAGUUUGAACUUUAGCUGAAAGAAUAUAUUAUGUAGAUAGUCCUUUGUUUCUUCUCAUCAGAACAGUUUCGUUUCCCUCCUCCUACUUUUCUCACAGAAGAACAUUUCAUAUUACCCUUUUCCUCUGGCACCCCAUUAUUGCUAUUUGGUGGAGAGAGCACAGUGGGAAAUAAAUCCAUGUGGAAGCAGUAAAUGCAUUAACUUCAGACAGGUUUUCCAUUGGAUUCUUUACACGAGCAAGUUGUUCCUUGCUCCUUGAAGCAGUGUCCAAAGAAGAGUAGAACUUUCCUCAUGGGAUUUCAUGACUUUGUUUUGCUAUUCUGUUCAUUUUGGUGUGUCUUUUUUGUAAGUAGUUGCAGUGCUCAGAUGCAGUCCUCUCAGACCCAAGUGCUUCUUCAGUUGAAAAAGCACUUGGAGUACCCAAGACAAUUGGAAAUGUGGAGAGAUCGUUGGACAGAUCUUUGCUCUGUUUCUUCUUCUGGGCAAGUGAAUGUCACAUGCAAGGACAAUUUUGUCACUGAGCUCUCCAUCUUGGGUGAUAAGCCAACCGAGGGUAGAGAUUUUGAUGGGUUUGCCAUUCCAAAUCAAACACUAUCAGAUAGCUUCUCCAUGGACUCUUUUGUGGCUACAGUGGCAAGGUUAACCAGCCUGAGAGUGCUUAGUCUUGUCUCUUUGGGCAUGUGGGGACCACUUCCUGAUAGAAUUCACAGACUCUAUGCACUUGAACAUCUGGAUUUGAGUUUCAAUUAUCUUUAUGGAUCAAUCCCUCCUAAGAUUUGCACAAUGGUGAACCUUCAAACUCUUGGAUUGGGUGAUAACUUCUUCAAUGGAACCAUCCCGAACGUGUUCAAUUCAUCAAGCAAUCUCUCAGUUCUUAGUUUGAGGAAUAACAUGUUGAAGGGUCCAUUUCCACCUUCAAUCCUUAGUGUCACCUCUUUAAAAGACAUUGACAUGUCAAGCAAUCAAAUAUCAGGGAUACUGCAAGAUUUUAGUGCUUUGAGUAGCUUGGAACAGCUAGAUUUAGGAGAAAACAAAUUAGAGUCUUUCCUGCCAGCAAUGCCAAAAGGGUUGAUUAGUCUUUUCCUCGGAAGAAAUUCCUUCUCAGGUGAAAUUCCCAAGCGCUAUGGUCAACUUAACAGGCUUCAGAAGCUUGAUGUUUCCUUCAAUGCACUCACUGGCACUGCUCCUGCUGAACUUUUCUCUCUGCCAAACAUCAGUUACUUGAAUUUGGCUUCCAACAUGUUGAAUGGACCACUGCAAAGUCACCUAAAAUGUAGCAGCCAACUUACAUUUGUUGACAUAUCAUACAAUAGGUUAGUGGGGGACUUACCUUCUUCACUGAGCACUAGAUCAGAUAAUAGAGUCGUUAAGAGUGACGGAAACUGUUUAUCUGGGGGAGUGCAACAUCAGCAUUCAGUAUCCUACUGCACAGAAGCUCAUGUCAAGAAGAAAUCAUAUAGAGUUGGAAUUUUUGUUGGUGUCAUUGUAGGAGUUCUUUUGAUCUCUGUGGUUUUGGCUUUGACCAUUGUCAUAACUUGUAAGAAGUUCUUCCUUCAAGGUGUGUCAGAGCAGCACCUAUUGCAUAAAACAGUUCAAGAUAGCAGCUACGCGGCAGGGUUCUCCUCUGAGCUUGUGACAAAUGCAAGGUAUAUUUCUGAAAUUGCAGAGUUAAGCAGAGAGGACCUCCCCACAUGUAGGUCUUAUUCUUUGGAAGAGCUAAAGGAAGCCACAAAUAACUUUGAUAACUCUACUUUUAUGGGUGAAAAUAUAUAUGGGAAGCUUUACAGAGGAAAACUGCAGAGUGGGAUGCAGAUUGUAAUAAGGUCCCUGCCUGUGUCAAAAAAGUAUUCAGUUAGAAAUUUCAAACUGAGGUUGGAUUUGCUUGCAAAGCUCCGUCACCCUCAUUUGGUAUCCCUUCUUGGUCACUGCAUUGAUGGUGUUGUAGGAGAGAAUAAUGAGACAAAUGUCUUUCUAAUUUAUGAAUAUGUGCCAAAUGGGACUUUUCAAACUUAUCUCUCUGGACAUAGUUCUGGCAAGGUUUUCAACUGGUCUGAGCGAUUAUCAGUACUAAUCAACAUUGCUAAGGCUGUCCACUUCCUACACACUGGCAUGAUACCUGGUUUCUUCAAAAAUCGACUUAAGAGUGACAAUAUCUUGCUGAGUGAGAAUUGGAUGGCAAAGUUGAGUGACUAUGGAUUGUCCAUUAUAUCAGAAGAAGCUGAUGCAUGUGGGGUAAAAGGAGAAAGUCCUAAUUCGUGGCAAAUGAAAAUGUUAGAGGAUGAUGUUUAUAGCUUUGGAUUCAUACUACUGGAGGCACUGGUUGGACCUUCAGUAUCAGCUGAAAGAGUAACAGCUGUGUCGAAUGUAAUGGCAACUUUCAAUAGUCAGGAUGGGUGGAAAGGGAUUGUGGACCCAAUUGUGCAAGCUACUUGCUCAAAAGAAUCUCUUUUUGUUGUGAUUUCCAUAACAAAUAAAUGCAUAUCUCCUGAGUCAUGGAACCGACCAUCCAUUGAGGAUGUUCUUUGGAACCUUCAGUAUGCUUCUCAAAUUCAGGCAACAGAUGAUGGAUGAUGAGGAUCACAGAAUUUGACACUCAGCAUAAGUGACAGUGACUUACUGAGAAUUCUGGACUUUUCAAAUUGGUCCGAUAGAUAACAACUCUUUCAACAUUUCAUCUUUUGGAUUUCUUAGAAGGAUAGGAAAGAAUUGGCUGCAUAGUCCAAUUCUGACAAUUUUCAUCAACCAAGUACUUUGAUCUGUAUAUUAUCAUUA